Centropristis striata (black sea bass) is the source of this 2350-nucleotide messenger RNA. It is a transcript of the gene chrna2b, whose product is annotated as cholinergic receptor, nicotinic, alpha 2b (neuronal). Gene Ontology annotation, cellular component: postsynaptic membrane; synapse; neuron projection. Gene Ontology annotation, molecular function: acetylcholine-gated monoatomic cation-selective channel activity; transmembrane signaling receptor activity. The transcript is spliced from 6 exons. The record is from RefSeq and is a predicted model, not a curated record. Lineage: Eukaryota; Metazoa; Chordata; Actinopteri; Perciformes; Serranidae. Gene Ontology annotation, biological process: signal transduction; regulation of membrane potential; nervous system process. Bases 676 to 2328 code for a protein of 550 amino acids.
CUCACAGUGGAUGAUGCGGUUGUGCGGACCUGAUAGACCAGAGUGAUUACUCACAAAGCUUCAUGCUUCAAUCAUGGAAAAUGAGAUUAUUUAAGCAUUUUUAAAUGGAUAUUGAAGUCUUAAAUUAGGUCACCAAGGACGCGUAAAUUCUUGGCACCGUGCGUAAAAACGUGGAAUUGUUUGGAUAAUGAAUACAAAGCAACAAACAGGACUAUUUUCCGGAAAAUCAUUUCUUGAUUUCUAUAGGCAGUAUUAAGAAGUGAUAGUUAAAUCUGCAAGCACAUUUAGGUAAGCUACAGUGUGCCGCUCCCUGAUUCAGCACCGGAUGGCUCACCGACUUAAUGCGCGGACAGGCUGUGGGAGCGCGGAAACAAGAGGUUCAUUGCAGGGUGAGAGCGAGUAAGCAGAGCUAAAGUGUAAAGAGUGAUACAUGCAGAGCUUUAGGAGAAAAUCAGUAAAGUUAUUCAGCCAGAGUACCGUCAUACUCACACCCCGCCCACAGAUGUAAACGCAACUAUACGGACAGUAGUGGUGAAGUUGUCCUGAUAUGCCUCCCAGCUGCGAAGAUGACAGAUUUUGCUCACAAAUCACGGUUUCAAGGUAACGUUUUGACAGCGGACGGAAACACCUCGGUGCUCUCCAGUGAAGUUGGACUGUUUACCAGCAGAGUGCAAAAUGGGACACAACCACCUGUUCUCUGUGAGGACCGCUUUCCUCUGCUCACUACUCUUGUGUCAGUCAGUUCUUUGUCACGAGAAGACCCACUCUCACGCUGAGGAUGAGCUCUUCAAGACGCUGUUCGCAGGUUACAACAAGUGGUCGAGGCCCGUGCCGAACAUCUCCGAUGUGGUCAUCGUCAAGUUCGGACUGUCCAUAGCACAGCUCAUUGAUGUGGAUGAGAAGAACCAAAUGAUGACAACCAACGUGUGGCUUAAACAGGAGUGGAAUGACUACAAACUUCGCUGGAAACCGUCUGAAUACGACAAUGUGACGUCAAUAAGAGUGCCGUCAGAGCUGAUAUGGGUGCCAGACAUCGUCCUCUACAACAACGCUGACGGAGAGUUUGCCGUGACCCACAUGACGAAGGCUCACCUAUUCUACAACGGGAAAGUGCGCUGGGUCCCUCCUGCCAUUUACAAGAGCUCCUGCAGCAUCGACGUCACCUUCUUCCCCUUCGAUCAGCAGAACUGUAAGAUGAAAUUUGGCUCCUGGACGUACGACAAGGCCAAGAUUGACCUGGAGAGAACUGAAAACACUGUGGACUUGAACAACUACUGGGAGAGCGGCGAAUGGGCCAUCAUCAACGCCGUGGGGACAUACAAUACAAAGAAAUAUGACUGCUGCCAUGAGAUCUACCCAGACAUCACCUACUUCUUCAUCAUUCGGAGGCUUCCCUUGUUUUACACCAUCAACCUCAUCAUCCCCUGUUUGCUCAUCUCUUGUCUCACUGUUCUGGUUUUCUAUCUGCCCUCAGACUGUGGCGAGAAGAUCACGCUUUGCAUCUCCGUGCUGCUGUCCCUCACUGUCUUCCUCCUCCUUAUAACUGAGAUCAUACCGUCCACAUCCCUCGUCAUCCCGCUUAUCGGCGAGUACCUCCUUUUCACUAUGAUUUUCGUCACCCUGUCCAUUGUCAUCACCGUCUUUGUGCUCAACGUGCACCACCGCUCUCCCAGCACUCACAAGAUGCCCCGCUGGGUCCACUCCGUGUUCCUGGACCUGAUCCCACGCUGGCUGUUCAUGCGACGGCCCGCGCCAGAUGGCCGGCGACGGAGGCUGCUGCUGCUGCAGCAGGAAGCGGCGCUGGAGCGGCGGCAGGGCCGGAUAGCCGGGUACAAAUCUGGCAACUGCAUCAGCACCUCGGCGAACUGGUUAAGAGACGGGACCACGACAGAAGACCCAGAGAGAAGCUCUUAUGAGGAUUUAGAGCUGGGAACACUGACGUCAUAUUUUUCCUUCCGCCCUCCUUCGCCAAGACCUCCAGGGUCGACCCCCCCGCCGCAGCAGAAAACCAGCCAGAGCCGGCAGGAGGGGGCUGCAGGGACAAACAGACAUUUAGCAGGGGUCAGGGUCAAUCCCACUCAGAGGCCGGCUAAAGUUGAUAACACAGACUCAACAUUCCUGCUUUCACCAAGUGUUAUACGCGCUCUGGAAGGGGUGCACUACAUCGCAGACCAUCUGAGGGCUGAGGAUGCCGACUUCAGCGUGAAAGAGGAUUGGAAAUAUGUGGCCAUGGUGAUUGACCGCAUCUUCCUGUGGAUGUUCAUUAUCGUGUGCCUGCUCGGGACCAUUGGACUCUUCCUACCCCCUUGGCUAGCCGGCAUGAUCUAGCUUGUGUGAAAAGAAUCCAUAA